AUGAACAUAUGUGGAGACUUGAACAAAUUGAACCACAAUGACGACUAUAAAAAAAAUGAAUCAACAAGUAAUAAUCAGCAGCACCAGAAUGGAGGAGCUGAUGAUAAAAGACAGGAUUUACCACUUUCUACGGAUGUCAUUCAGCUUAAUACACGUUGUGUGCAGCCUAGAAUUUAUAAAAUUGUUGUACUUGGGGAUGGAGGCGUUGGAAAAUCAGCUGUCACACUUCAAUUUGUAACCCACAGUUUUCUUGAGUAUCAUGAUCCAACUAUUGAGGACUCGUACAGACAACAAGCAGUUAUUGACGGUGAGGCAGCUCUUUUAGAUAUUUUAGAUACUGCUGGACAGAUUGAAUUUACAGCUAUGAGGGAUCAAUAUAUGAGAUGUGGUGAAGGUUUUAUGAUAUGUUAUUCAGUAACAGAUAGACAUAGUUUCCAAGAAGUACCUGAAUAUCGUAAAUUAAUAUCACGUGUACGUGUUAAUGAAGAAUAUAUUCCUUUAGUAUUGGUUGGUAAUAAAUUUGAUUUACAAUCACAACGCAAGGUAACAACUGAAGAAGGUAAAGUAUUAGCAAAUCAAUUGGGAUGUCCAUUUUUUGAGACAUCCGCUGCACUUCGACAAUUUAUAGACGAUGCGUUUUAUUCUCUCGUAAGACAAAUACGCUUAAAAGAGCGUAAUCAAGACAAUGACAGUACAACGCGUGCACAAAAGAAACAUUCGUCGUCACACAGCCGAUGGAGGAGACUGCGUUCCAUUUUUGCUUUCAUUUUCCGUAGGAAAAAUAGAAAUAUACAAAAACCAUAA
This is a messenger RNA of Cotesia congregata, 804 nucleotides long. The record is from the annotation of a GenBank genome assembly. NCBI's taxonomy places the organism in Eukaryota, Metazoa, Arthropoda, Insecta, Hymenoptera, Braconidae.